Molecule: messenger RNA, 1756 nt
Organism: Harpegnathos saltator (Jerdon's jumping ant)
Lineage: Eukaryota; Metazoa; Arthropoda; Insecta; Hymenoptera; Formicidae
Gene: Kaz
Product: E3 ubiquitin-protein transferase Katazuke
Exons: 5
Coding region: 426-1607 (393 amino acids)
Biological process (GO): proteasome-mediated ubiquitin-dependent protein catabolic process
Cellular component (GO): nucleus; cytoplasm; GID complex
Molecular function (GO): protein binding; ubiquitin protein ligase activity
Source: RefSeq, a predicted model, not a curated record
CUCAGCAUUCUCGUGUCGAUCUGCCGCGGCUUCGUGAGCCAUCUGGGCUCGUUCGCCUGCACUAGGGGAUAUCCCUGUCUCUCACAGUCUAAAGUCACGCGUAAACAAACUGAUAAUACACAUCGUCUUCGUGACGCACAAGUGGACCAACGGUGAAACGUUUCGUCGGGUUGACGCUAGUCGUGCGUGUCCGGUGUUCGUAGUUCUAUCAAUCGCUCAUCGAGUCAAUCUUUCGUUUUCCGUGUUAUCUUCAUAGAUUCCUCUCCGCUCGUUUUCGUCCCCCGCGUCGUGUCGUGAAAGAUGAAACGUUGCGACGUAAUAAUCUGCUCGCAGCUGAAUUAGCUCACUUGCUCGCACGCUUUUGUCGCUCGUCUCUCUACUUGCUCACGCUGUCUUCGUCGCCCGUUUUUUCCGGGGUAGCCAACAUGUCAGACGUCAAAAGUCUCGAGCACCCCACGUUGAAGGUACCAUAUGAAUUGCUGAACAAAAAGUUCCGCUCCGCCCAGAAGACCCUUGACAGAGAAGUCUCCCAUAUCCAAACAGUGUCAAACGAGCUCGAAAAAGGAUUAAAGAAUGAUGGGUCUGGAUCGUACGUCGCUACUGGCGAUAUAACGAGACUGCUGGGUGGAGUGGUGGCAAAACUUCAGGUCCUGAAACGUAAAGCUCAAGAGUCAAUCGCUGAAGAGUUGCAGGCAGGCAUGGUAUGUAAGAGGAGACUGGACCAUCUGAAAGAACAUGCCAAUACCUCACCCAGUACUGUGAAUCGAUGGCGGAGACAGAGGCUUGAUAGGAUGUUGGUGGAAUAUUUUCUCCGUAAGGGAUACUACAAAACAGCAACCAAGCUGGCGGAUAGCAGUGAGAUCAGAGACUUAACGAACAUAGAUGUAUUUAUGGUAUCACGGGAAGUGGAGAAGUCUCUGGCGAAUCAUGAAACUGCGAGAUGUAUUGGAUGGUGUCACGACAAUCGCUCGAAACUGCGAAAGUUGGGCAGUACGAUGGAAUUUAAUCUGCGCGUGCAGGAAUUCAUUGAGCUGGUGAGGAGUGACCGAAGGCUCGAUGCUGUCAAGCAUGCACGCAAAUGCUUCGCCAGUUGCGACGAUUAUCAGCUACAGGAAAUUCAAUGUUGCAUGGGUCAAUUGGCCUUCCCAGCCAACACGUGUCUCAGUCCUUACAAAGACUUGUUGGACGAGAAAAGGUGGGACAAAUUGAUUGAACAAUUCAGACACGAGAAUUACAGGCUCUUUCAAUUAGCUAGCCAGAGCGUUUUCACAGUAGCUCUUCAGGCUGGUUUGUCAGCGCUCAAGACGCCGCAGUGUUACAGCAAUAACAAGGAGGGCAGAAAUCCGAGUUGUCCGGUUUGCAACGAGGCACUGAACGAAUUGGCCAUGCCAUUGCCUUUCGCACAUUGUUCUCAGUCACGGCUGGUCUGCAGUAUAAGCGGGAAACCGUUGAACGAAUAUAACCAACCGAUGAUGAUGCCGAACGGAUAUGUGUAUGGAGAACAAGCUCUAGAAAAAAUGGCUCAAGAAAACAACGGUACUGUGAUUUGCCCGAAAACCAAAGAAGCAUUUCCUUACAAGAAAAUCGAGAAAGUUUACGUUAUGUAAACCAGACAUUUGACACAGCAUAUAUGUCGCAUUAUAUGCAAUGCUUACUGAGGCGCUCUUCUUGCUCUAAUAUCUUAUUUAAUUAAUAUAAUUGUAUAUCGACCGAUCAAUGGAACACGAGAAUAAUAUCUAUUUUUAAGGAAAAUCAA